Molecule: messenger RNA, 3153 nt
Organism: Papaver somniferum (opium poppy)
Lineage: Eukaryota; Viridiplantae; Streptophyta; Magnoliopsida; Ranunculales; Papaveraceae
Exons: 8
Coding region: 1-3153 (1050 amino acids)
Source: RefSeq, a predicted model, not a curated record
AUGCACGUAUCAGUAGAUGAGGAGCAAUUAAUUGCUAAUGCUAGUUCACCUAGAGUUCAGACUGAGAAAGCUACUAAAGAGAAAAAGAAAGCAAAGAAAGCUACACCGAAGGAAGUUUUGGAUGAUGAUACAGAGAAUGAGGAUGAUAAUACAGAUAAUGAGAAAGAAGCAAUCAAUUUGUUUCUCCUUCUGGAUCCACAGAUCCUAAAGCUUCUUGGUCUUCAUUAUUUGAUAGAAAUAAGGAAUCAGUUAUCUCAGCUGAUAUGGAAUUUUUUUUCUUAUCCUAUUAUUUAUGGUAAGAAAUCUAUGGAUAUACCUUAUGAGGUUUUUGAUGAGGAUAUUCGACAAUGUGAAGAUAAAGUAGUUGGUGAUUUUGUGGGUAGCAGAUUAAAUUUUAAUUGGGUUAAAAGGGAUGUCAAUCGAGCUUGGAAACCGAAAGCCCCAAAAUGCAGUGAUUGUGCUGUUUUUGGUCAUGCUUUUGAUGAUUUUCCAAAACAAGCUAAACCAGUUCAGAAAAUAGUACAUAAAUGGGUUCCAAAAAAGAUUGUUAUAAACAAAGAUGAGGAAGGUUGGAUUACUAAAUCAAAGAAUGGAGAUAAACCUCAUAAAGAGGUUACUGCAGCUCUAAAUAAUCCUUCACCUAUUGAUAUUGAUACUGAACCUGUAGUUACUGCUCAACCAGCUUUUAUUGCACCUCAGGAAAAUGCUUCAAGUAAUGUUAGUUCAGUCCUACAUGAAGUGGGUAUCAGAGAAGAUAAUAAUGUGAAUGUUUUGAUUUCUUCUAAUCCUGUUUCUGUCUUGGACAAGUCCUUGAAUAAUACUCAAGAGGCUCCCUCUGGAAAUAAUAAGGAAAAUUUUCAAGCAAUUUUGAAGGCAACUCAGUUGAAGAUUAAUGAACCUGAUUCUUCUAUUGCUGGGUCUAGAGCUCAUUUUAAAAAGAGGUCCAUGAUUUCUCCUCCAGCUAUUAACCUUUUUCCCAAGAUUGCAGACUUGAAGAGGUCUACUAGAGACAAUGAUAGUACUCAUAGUUCUGGUAGAAUUUGGGUUGCUUGGGACCCUAGAGUGGUCCAAGUCAGUGUGUUGAGUUCUUCUCCUCAAGCCGUUUUUCUAGAUGUGUCUUUCUCUUCUAUGAUAAAUUUUGUUGUCACCUUCAUCUAUGGGGACAAUUAUUAUAUUACUAGGAACCUUUUAUGGGAUUCUAUCACUGCUUUUGCCUCUUUCAGUCAUAGACCUUGGGUCUUAUUAGGUGAUUUUAAUUCCUUAUUGGUUCCAUCUGACAAAGUGGGUGGUGCUUAUGUCCUUCUCCAUCAUUAUCAAGACUUCUCUAAUUGUGUUCAGUUAUCCAAGAUUAUGGAUCUUCAUUUUUCUAGCUGUUUUUACACUUGGUCUAAUUGUCAACAAGAUGGUAUAAUGAUUAGAUCAAAAUUGGAUAGAGUGAUGGUUAAUGUGGAAUGGAUUCAACAGUUCCAAAUUUCUAAAGCCGAAUUCUUACUUCCAGGUAUUUCUGACCAUUCCCCAAGUAUUGUUUCAAUUUUUGAGAAAAGAAAACAUGGUCCUCCCCCUUUUAGAUUUUUUAACUUUCUUUCUGAAGAAAAAGAUUUUAUGGAAGUGGUUAAGAGAGGGUGGAACAUUGUGGUUAGAGGUAAUCCUAUGAUAAGUUUAGUCACUAAAAUGAAGAAUGUGAAGCUAGAAAUUAUUAAAUGUAAAAAUUCUAGGUUCAAAAAUAUGUCUGAACAAGUUUUACAAGAUAAAGAAAGAAUGGAUUCUACUCAAUUACUUCUUCAAUCUCAUCCUUUAGAUCAUGAGUUGGCCAGAAGGGAAAGAUCUUAUGUAGCUGAAUAUGUUAAAUUAGCAAAAUAUGAAGAAUCUGCUGCUAAACAACAAUCCAAAAUUAAAUGCAAUUUACCUGAGGAGAGUUCUAAUACUUCUUUGUGCAAUCUUAGCUUCAAUGCUUGUAUUCAGCAGGAUGAUGUUGAAAAGAAGAAGAAUCCUUCAUAUGUUUCUGAUUAUAGACCAAUAUCAUGCUGCAAUGUUACUUAUAAGUGCAUUACUAAAGUUAUCUCUCUUAUAAUGAAGAAAAUUUUGAUAGGUCUCAUCAGCCAGAAUCAAUCUGCUUUCAUCUCUGGAAUAUCUAUACAAGACAACAUCAUGGUGGCUCAUGAGUUGGUGAGGAAUUAUCACAGAUCAAAAGUUUUAAUCAAUGGGUCCCCUUAUGGGUUUUUUGGAGCAAAGAGAGAUUUAAGACAGGGCUGCCCAAUCUCUCCUUACUUAUUUGUUCUAGCCAUGGAAAUGCUUAGUGCUACACUUCUCAAACAGGUUCAGAUACAAAAGUUUGGUUUUCACCCUAGAUAUGAAUUCAACAACUAUACUGGGCUAAAAAUUAAUAAUCAGAAAACUCCUCUCUACUGUUCAGCUAUAGAUGAGCCUAUUAAGAAACAAAUUGUUCAAAUCUUAGAGUGCUCAGUUGGAGAACUGUCUGUCAGAUAUUUGGGUGUGCCUCUUCUAUCUACUAAACUCUCUUAUAAAGAUUGUCUUCCUCUGCUUGAAAGAGUUGAUGCAAGAAUUUAUUCAUGGAAGUCUAUUUUUCUGGAUUACCCUGGGAGAGCUCUUCUCAUCAAAGCAGUUUUAAGUGGCAUGUUAUUUUUCUGGUUCUCUUGCUUUGUUCUUCCUAAAAGAGUCAUUAAGGAGCUGAAUACCAAAUUUAGAAGAUUCUUAUGGGAAGGGCCUGAGUUGAAGAAAAGUUAUAAUCCUAUUAAGUGGAUCUUUGCUUGUCAUUCUUAUGAAGAAGUUGGACUAGGCAUUAAAGACCUAGAAAAUACCAAUGUGGCUGCUAAUCUCAGACAUAUAUGGGAUUUAGUUUCUGGUAAAGAAACUAUUUGGACUUCUUGGGUUAAAAGCAACCUUAUUAAAGAUAAAGAUUUCUGGACCAUGAAGAUCCCUCAAGAUACUUCUUGGUGUUGGAGAAGAAUUUUGGAUCAUAGAGAGAUAACAAAGGAACAUAUAGGAUUUCUUCUGGGAAAUGGUAUUUCCACUAGUUUCUUACAAGAGAACUGGCAUUCUAAUGGAGAUCUUAUAAACUGGGUGGCACCUCAUAUUUUGGAUACUCUUGGAGCAAAUGAUAAUUCUAAAGUGGCUGAUUUUAUAUUUCCUUAA